AUGAACGCUCUUUCGCUACAAACUAUAUGCGAUAAGAAGCUAAUAAUAUAAUUCUAGACUUUAAUUACUUAGUUUCAUUGAAUGCUUAACUAGAAGGAAGAAUUCACUUACCAAGUAAACUCCUCCAAUCCAAUUCAGUCAAUGCAAAGUGAGAGGUAAAAGCCGAACUCUAUGAAUGAGCAUAUUUCUUUAACUUUUCUACUGUUAUAAUAUAUUUUUACUAGUCUAUCAAGGUAGAGCAUCUAUUUACUUCUGCACACUUUAUUCAACAUUCAAGAUGGCAGCUUCAGAACUAAGUCAAUUAAGUCAAGAAAAAGAAGAUAAAAAGAAUAGCUUUGAAAAGGAUGUCUUACAAAAGGAAACUACUGAGAAAGAGAACGGGAACGAAAAUGAAGGUUUUGAUCUUGGUUUAGAAGAAAAAGACGUUCCUCUGAAGCGUCCGCGAAAAAAAAUUGCUAAAUUUGAUGAGGAAAGACUAGCAUCUGAGAAUGGCAUUCCAAAGCUCCAACAAUUGAGGAAAAAAGUAAAUUUGAAAGGAAAGGGUCAUGAAUUAGGGGAUUUAAAAAGAAUUUUAUCAAUGUAUCAUGUUUGGACACAUGAGUUAUAUCCACGGGCUACUUUUGAUGAUUCUAUAGCUUACUUGAACAGACUAGGAUCUAUGCGUUCCGUAAAAGUGCGUAGGCGUGGUUGGAUCAAUGAAAUUUCUGAUGAAAGUGUAGUUGGUCAGGAAAGCUUACAGGACUUGUCUUAUGACCAACCUUUUAUGGAACCAAAAAGGUUUCCUUCCAACCAAGAUUCGUAUAUGGAAAAUGGCGAAGACGCUUCAUUCGUUAUUCCAGAUGCUGAGGACGAUUAAACAUGUUUAAUAAUUUUCCGCUAGUGAGAUUUUUUCCUUUUUUCGGUUUAUCGAAAAGCUUAGCUUUUAUCUAUAAGUUAGUCAGUUAGUGGACCAUAAAAAAAUCCAACAGAGAUGAUUUAUGCUUUCAUAAAGCCUCGUUACUUAUGAAGCUUUGUUUCAUGAAGACUGGCUGCUCAUGCAUUUUUAGUGGAUCCCUUGUCAUCCGUGGAAGGUCAAAGUUAUAAAAACAGUUUACACUGUGUGCAUUAUGCAAGCUUCAUUUCGUUUUCUCAUAUCACAUAUCUUUAUAUUCGACUAAGGGAAUCUGUUGAGCAGUUUAUGAUAUAUGCUCAUUCAGCUCAUCGCCGAAGAUCUCGCAAGAUAUAGUUUCACACUGGAGAUAAAUAAGCUAUUUGGUAAAGAACCUUGUCAGUUUGGGUGAAAGACUCUUAGGGAUACCUUCCAUCUAUUCGUAUAUACAAGUAUAUGUGAGUUUAAAAUAAUAUCACUUGUAUUGACAAACAAAAGGCUUUCAUAUAUUAUUUAUAUUAUAUAU
This is a messenger RNA of Schizosaccharomyces cryophilus OY26, 1394 nucleotides long. Its product is annotated as replication fork protection complex subunit Swi3. Gene Ontology annotation, cellular component: nucleus; replication fork protection complex. NCBI's taxonomy places the organism in Eukaryota, Fungi, Ascomycota, Schizosaccharomycetes, Schizosaccharomycetales, Schizosaccharomycetaceae. Gene Ontology annotation, molecular function: DNA binding. Gene Ontology annotation, biological process: replication fork arrest; DNA damage response; replication fork processing. The coding region runs from base 278 to 856 and encodes 192 amino acids. The transcript has 3 exons. The record is from RefSeq and is a predicted model, not a curated record.